GGAAGUUCGAGACGGAAGGCUUGACUGCACAUGGCUGUGAAUCCGUCCUAUUGCUAACUAAUAACAUUUAAUACUUAAAUAAUAUAUAAUAUUCAGCAUGUAUAAUCGCGCCGAUUGUUUAUCGUUGUUUAUAGUGUGAGGAAUACGAUGUGAAGCAUUUUAAGGAGUGAAAGUAAAAACUGCGAUUGUUUAUGGAGCUCGAGGCGGAUAUCAUAGAGUUUAGAGUACCUACUGAAAGCAAUAAAACCAUUUUUAUUUGGGAUAUACAGGCAUGCUUUUCCGAAGCGUAUAUUUAUGAGUCUCUCCGGAGUGUGUAUUCUGCCUUUGGAGCGCUCUACCUGGUGAAGGUGUGUCCCAAUGCCUCGGUGGCUGCUCCAGGCUUUUAUGCACUGGUCAAGUUUUACUCCACUGCCCAGGCAUCCAAGGCCCAGAAAGCCACCGAUAAACAGUGUUUGUUUCAGGAAGUCCCACUUAAAGUUAGACUGAGCACCAAGAACCCAACCUUCCUCUCUGGAUUCCAAUCCCUCAGCCAUGCUAAGUGCCAAGAUUUGGCUAAUAAUUACCUGGGCUACAAUGGCUGGUCGACUCGCAUCAUCACUCUGAAGGAUAUAUCAACAUGUACAGAUGUUGGUUGGAGCCUGGAGACAGACAGCCAGGGAGAGCUGCUGAAAUACGGCUGUAUCAUGGAGCUGACUCUUCCUCAGCAUGGAGUGACAUGCCGUGGGGUUGGUGUUGCCGAGGAAGUGGUUGAUAAGGAGAAAGGUCCAGAGGAGAAGCUGUGGAAAAGGGGCAAGCUAAUGAAAUGGGCCAAAGAUAAAGCAGUUGUUGCAGCUUUUGAGAAAGUAUUGCUUAUAGUGCUUGGUAAUGGAAAAAUAGCAGUAGAAUGCAGAACUGAUCCAGAAGAGAUUCUGCCAGAUGAGAAUGUCGAGGGAGUCAUCCAGGUUAAUGACAUUUCCUGGAGUGACUUUAAGGCUGAUGCAGCAGAAGGUGAAGAUUUACCAUGGAACUUCACAGUUAAUCCAGUCUAGAAAACUUUCACUUGUGUUUAAGGUUAAAUCUAUACUCUAUUGACCAACCACUGUGUUAAUCCACUGAAAGAGGAAACUGACAAA
Molecule: messenger RNA, 1112 nt
Organism: Clarias gariepinus (North African catfish)
Lineage: Eukaryota; Metazoa; Chordata; Actinopteri; Siluriformes; Clariidae
Gene: rdm1
Product: RAD52 motif containing 1
Exons: 7
Coding region: 192-1028 (278 amino acids)
Cellular component (GO): nucleolus
Molecular function (GO): RNA binding
Source: RefSeq, a predicted model, not a curated record